GGUCUGAAUCUCUCUCUCUCGUCUUCUGUAUGUGCUGCCAGUGCUUCCCUUUCCUUUCCUUUGCUUUGCUUGAUGCACAUGUACCAGUCUGCAUUCAGCCCUGUGUCCACCUCCACUGAGUACCCAGUACACACACACACAUCCAACACACACACACCUCUCUUCUUCUCCUUGCCAAAGUAUGGGCUGGAAUUAACACGCUCCAUGCUGAUGACUCUCAGCCGGUGCACACCACUCUCCAAUGGACUUGCAUAAAGACAGGACUACAGGGAAAAAGUCCCUUCACUGGAAUCCACUUGUCACUCUCUAACAGCGUCUAUGGAUGACCUACAGGCAUCCCCUUAAAUGCCGGGGGGUUGGCAUGGUCUCAGGUCGAAGCAGACUGAAAAUGUCCAUGGAUAAAAAUGUAUCUCUACUCUCCAAUUUCUCCUAUGCCUCGUCUUUGCUGCGGAGAGAAGGCAACAGGACGGCGCUGGAGAUUGCUCCACAGCAAGUGGCCGUUGGAUUGUUAUUGACUGUUAUCGACCUGAUCACCUUCUUGGGCAAUGCUGUUGUAUUCAUCUGCCCAGCGGUAGAAAAGAGACUUAGGACAGUCACGUACAUGUUUAUCAUGUCACUGGCAAUGGCGGAUCUUCUGGUUGCCUGCCUGGUCAUGCCUUUUAGCAUCAUUUAUGAAGUGACAGGCAUGUGGCUCUUUGGGAAACAGUUCUGUAAAGUGUGGAUCUCCUUUGAUGUCCUGUUCUGCACCGCUUCCAUUGUCACGCUGUGUUUUAUCAGUCUGGACAGAUACUGCUCCGUGGUGACCCCGUAUCAUUAUUCCAAGAGAAUGUCACGCCGCAGAUGUAUCAUUAUGACAGUGACUAUAUGGGUUUAUUCCUCUCUGAUAUCCUUUCUGCCCGUCAUGCAAGGUUGGAAUGAAAUCCCCGGCGUUGAUUCUGACAAUGGGAAGCAAUGUAUCUUUGUCACCAACUGGACCUUUGCCAUUGUUGCCUCCUCGCUGGCAUUUUACAUCCCCUUUAUAAUCAUGUGCAGCAUGUAUUUCUUCAUUUACCGGGCGUCUCGGCUGAAAGCCACUCGCAUUGUGUCUCAGACUCUGGAUUUACAUUACCACCCGAACAGUAAACGGCAAAACAAUCUGCAACUGGAGAACAAAGCCACCAGGACCAUGGGCAUCAUCAUAUCCGUGUUUGUCAUGUGCUGGCUCCCAUACUUUGUUCUAAACGUUUUUAUAGCUGCAAAGGGCACCGAUUCCACCAGCAGAGUCCUGGUGAACACUUUCAAGUUCAUCACCUGGUUGGGAUAUUGCAAUUCCACCAUCAAUCCCAUGUUAUAUGCCUUUCUAAAUCGGGACUUCCAAAGGGCUUUGAAGAAAUUGCUGAUCUGCAGACGUUGGAGAUCCCAGGUGGACAUAGGAGACGACAUGGUCUCCAUCGUGACAUUUUCUAAGACCGCUCAAGAUCCAGAAUAUAAUAACAUAAAAAUGCCGAUCACCAACUGUGUGUUAAAGAACAAACCAGCAAUGAAAUGCAACCCUGCAAUACACUACUAAGCACUAACACAUAGGGGCAGAUUUAUCAAGGGUCGAAUUUUGGAUUUGAAAAACUUUGAAAUUCUAAUUCAAAAAGACCAACCAAAACUAAAUCAAAGGGUUUUU
Messenger RNA from Xenopus laevis (African clawed frog), 1654 nucleotides. RefSeq names its product histamine H2 receptor. The record is from RefSeq and is a predicted model, not a curated record. The transcript has 4 exons. The coding region runs from base 323 to 1549 and encodes 408 amino acids. Lineage: Eukaryota; Metazoa; Chordata; Amphibia; Anura; Pipidae.